GUACAUCAAUUCAUUUCACUCUCUAAACAAGCUACAUUACACUUAAUUUUAAUUUUUGUUGAUAUGGAAGUAGAAGAAUGUUCAUCACUUGUAGCCACAAAGUUGUCAAAGACUCUAAGCAUAGUUUUCUACAUGCUAAAGAAAGGCUUGUCAAAGAGCAAGCUCAGAAUAACUGAUCUUCAUCUCAUGCUUAAACGCCAGCAUGCAACCACUUCAACCCGGAGCAGCCUGAUGCUCCACCACCACUACGCUGCCUCCUCCGUGUGCCGAUCCACCGACGUCGCGACAUCCUACGUGUCACCUAGAAAAGAGUACGAGUUCAGCUGCAGUAACACGCCCUUAAUUCGGAGACGCAACAAAAGUUAUUACCAGUAUCGUCACAAGUACACUCAGCAAAGAGUGUAUAGCACUACAACAAACAGGUCUAUUUACGAGGGAAGCGUGGAGGCCUCGCCUGCUAUUAGUCUGCCGGGGUUCGGGAAGAGCCCUGGUAGGCAGCUGAGGGUUUCGGAUUCGCCGUUUUCGAUUAAAGAUGCGGAGGAGAAUACGGAUCAGCUGGACAAGGCUGCGGAAGAAUUUAUUAGGAAGUUUUAUAAGGAGUUGGAGAAACAAAAGAGCAUGGCCCCACCUUUGAGUUACUACAGCAGGGCUUAUUAACGAUGGUGUGAUUUUUGGGGAAUGUUGGAAAAUUUCAUCUUCUUUUUCGUUGUAUGCAACUGUGCAAUGGGGCGACAUCAGUGUUUUUUAACUGAUAAAAACUGUAAUUAAUGUUGAAAUGUUGUAAAUGAAUAAAGUUAUGCAAGGGGUA
Molecule: messenger RNA, 808 nt
Organism: Daucus carota subsp. sativus
Lineage: Eukaryota; Viridiplantae; Streptophyta; Magnoliopsida; Apiales; Apiaceae
Exons: 1
Coding region: 64-657 (197 amino acids)
Source: RefSeq, a predicted model, not a curated record